This is a messenger RNA of Rhipicephalus microplus (southern cattle tick), 1991 nucleotides long. Its product is annotated as cationic amino acid transporter 4-like. The record is from RefSeq and is a predicted model, not a curated record. Gene Ontology annotation, molecular function: amino acid transmembrane transporter activity. Gene Ontology annotation, cellular component: plasma membrane. Gene Ontology annotation, biological process: transmembrane transport; amino acid transport. Lineage: Eukaryota; Metazoa; Arthropoda; Arachnida; Ixodida; Ixodidae.
CCUCGAAGGACGUACGCAGCACGCCAGCUAUUCCCACCUGGUUACGUGACCCGAACCAGGCUGCCAUAAUGGAGUCCGGAUUCAAGGCCUUUCUGCGAAAGCUCCGGAGGACCAAGCCCCUGGGCACGGACCUCCUGGAGACUUCUCUCAACCGAUGCCUGUCCACCUUUGACAUCACCCUGCUCGGCAUUGGUCACAUGAUGGGCUCAGGUAUUUACGUCCUCACCGCCACCGUGGCGAAGUCUGUGGCUGGUCCGGCUGUGGUUCUCUCUUUCCUCAUUAGCGGCGUGGCUUCCCUACUGGCCGCCUUCAGCUACGCCGAGUUCGGCGUCCGCUUUCAAGCCGGAUCAGCCUACUCUUACACAUAUCUGGCAGUGGGUGAGUUCUGGGCAUUCCUUGUCGGCUGGAACGUGGUCCUAGAAAACGUCAUCGGGCUGGCCGCCGUGGCUCGGGCGUGCAGCGCCUACGUGGACUCCCUUUUGGGCAACGUCAUCAAGACGUGGACGGCCGAUCACGUGGGCAAGAUACAUGCCACCUUCUUCUCGGAGGAGCCGGACCUGUUCGCGUUCGUGUUCAUAGUGGUAUUCGUCGUGGUCAUGUCCCUGGGUGUGCGGGCCUCAUCACAUAUCAACAACAUCUUCUCCAUUGUUAACAUCGGCAUCGCAGUGCUCAUUGUCGCCGUGGGCUCGUACUUCGCCAAGACGGAGAACUGGACCAACCCGGCGACCGGCGGAUUCAUGCCAUACGGCUGGCAUGGGGUUCUGGCUGCCUCGGCAUCCUGCUUCUACGCCUACAUAGGCUUCGACUCAAUCGCCACGUCGGGCGAAGAGGCCAGUGAUCCGCAGAGGUCCCUACCUCUCGCCACGUUCAUCUCCAUGAGCAUCGUGACCGUCGUGUACGUGUCCAUCUCGGUGGUGCUGACGCUCAUGGUGAACUAUACAGAGAUCACGAGCGAGUCUGGCUUACCGGACGCGCUUGCGGCUAACGGUGCCACGUGGGCGAAGGUGAUCGUAAUCAUCGGGGCGGUGUGCGGCAUGGUUACCGUCCUGAUGGGCAACGUGUACGCCCUGACACGCAUCGUGUACGCCAUGGCCGAGGAUGGCCUCCUGUUUUCCUGGUUCUCGCGCGUCAACCAGCGGACGCAGCUACCGCUGGCUGCCAUGUACGCCUUCACGGUGCUGUCCGCCUUCCUGGCCAUCUUCCUGGACAUCCACACGCUGGUGGAGAUGAUGUCCAUCGGCACGCUGCUCGCCUACCUUGUGGUCAGCGCCUCGCUCAUCAUCGUGCGAUACAUGCCCGUCUCGAGGCUCAUGGGCGAAGAAAAUCAGGAACCACCGGACAUGACGAAGCCUUGCUUCUCGGAGAGUGAGGGUGUCUUCGACUGGAGCCGGCGACGUGGCCGGUCGGCUGCGGGCCACGUUCUCGUUCUGCACCGGCUGUAUCCUUUCAACCAGCCGCCUGGAAUCGUAGUCUCGUACUGCAUCACCACGCUUACCCUGGACGUCUUCCUUCUUAGUUUCCUGACCCAGCUGCUGCUUGAGCCAAUCACCUCGGGCAGCUUCUGGGCCGUACUGCUCGUGGUGCUACUAUCCCUGGUGGCCCUGUUCUGCUUCGUCGUCAUACUCAUGCACCAGCAGUCCACCACGCUGCUGCACUACAAGAUGCCACUAGUGCCCCUCUUGCCUACCUUGAGCAUCAUAAUCAACGCCACGCUGAUGACAACGCUGCAACCACUAACGUGGGUGCGACUGCUGAUAUGGGGUCGCCGACUUCUGGUCUACUUCAGCUACGGCAUAAAACACAGCAAGCUCAACCCGGACAGCGUCAUCUCACCGCAGACGUCACUCCUCGCCAUGGAGUCACGAGACCAACCUCGCAAGUGGGGCGCCACGGAUCAGGAAGUGACGUCGGCCACAGUUCCGGCCGAAGCGGGCGACAGCAGCGCCGACGACAAGCAGCCGCUCGUGUCGUCACCGCAGCCGAGAUCCUAG